Molecule: messenger RNA, 3910 nt
Organism: Ogataea polymorpha
Lineage: Eukaryota; Fungi; Ascomycota; Pichiomycetes; Pichiales; Pichiaceae
Exons: 1
Coding region: 1-1146 (381 amino acids)
Biological process (GO): formation of cytoplasmic translation initiation complex; translational initiation; formation of translation preinitiation complex
Cellular component (GO): cytosol
Molecular function (GO): translation initiation factor activity; GDP-dissociation inhibitor activity; eukaryotic initiation factor eIF2 binding
Source: RefSeq, a predicted model, not a curated record
AUGUCUCUAAUCAACAUCUGUAGAGAGAACAAUGACCCGUUCUACCGGUACAAGAUGCCGGCCAUCCAGGCCAAGACAGAGGGCCGUGGAAACGGUAUCAAGACGAAUGUUUUGAACGCGGCGGAUGUUGCGCGGGCGCUCGCGCGACCAACGGCGUACGUGAUCAAGUUCUUUGGGUUUGAGCUCGGUGCGCUCACCAACAUCGACGAGGAAAAGGAGAAGUUCGUGGUGAAUGGGCAGCACGAUGCGGGCAAGCUGCAGGACGUGCUGGACAACUUCAUCAACCGAUUUGUGCUGUGUCCGUCGUGCAAGAACCCGGAGACAGAGCUGGUCAUCACCAAGGACGACAACGUCAUGAGAGACUGCAAGGCGUGCGGAAAGGUGACGAGCUGCGACCCGCGCCAGAAGCUGGUGACGUACAUUCUCAAGAAUCCGCCACCGAAGAAGAGCAAAAAGUCCGGAACCGCGUCCGCGAACGUUGGCGGUGGCGGCACCAAGAUCGCUGAGAUUGCUGAGAAACAGAAACAGUCGCAGGACGAGAACGUCGACGCAGUGCCGUUCGACGGAGAGGCACCUCCGUCGCAGAAGAUCGAGGUCAAGGACGAGGAAUGGGCCGUUGACAUGUCGGAGGAGGCCGUCAAGGCGCGGGCCAGAGAGCUGGAGGGACUGACGCUGAGUUCCGACACCUUGGACAAGUACGAGGAGUUUGGCGAGUGGCUUCUGCAAGAUGAGUUGCCUGACGACGUGGAGAUCUUCAAAAAGGGCUCCGAAAUGGGCAUCAUCAGCGACACCAAGACGAUCGAGGUUCUGGCACAGGUGCUGUUUGACGAAAAUAUUGUGGACGAAAUAGACGAGCACAAGGGCCUGCUGGGCAAGCUGGUGACUACAGACAAGCACGAGAUGUCGCUUUUGGGCGGAAUCGAGAGAAUGAUCGGCCUGAAACACCCCGAACUGGUCAAGAUUGUGCCCAAGGUGUUGAUGGCCCUGUACGAUAACGAUUUGGCUUCUGAGGACGUGAUUAGAAACUGGGGGACGCACGUGAGCAAGAAGUAUGUGCCGAAAGAGACGUCCAAGAAGGUGCGCAAGGCCGCCAAGCCGUUCCUCAAGUGGCUCGACGAGGCCGAGGAGGAAAGCGACGAAGAAUAACUCACAGCUACGUAGCUAACAUUCAUAAUGUUUCAUUACUGUAUCAUGGCACAAGGCCUAAAAAAAGAGCUGCUUCUCCUGCCCCAGAGAGAGCUUCUCAAGCUGCUGGCGCAGGAUCAUGUCGUAGUCCACGUCCGCGCUGCUGCUGUUGCUCGUCGCCGGCGUCGGGUACUUGUCGUUGGCAGAAUUGGACCGCGACCGCGACCGCGAGGACCGCUUCUUGCGCGCCGCACUUGACGUGCGCUGGUGCGUCUUCAGCCCCACCUCCUCGUACAGCCGCUUGUACUGGUGCCCGCUGAGAUUGGGGUCCUGCAGAACGUGCCGGACACGAGAACUCAUGUGCCGGCGCAAUUCUGCGUCCACAGACGGCAUAGAUAGCACCUUGUACACGAACGUGGACCCGUUCGAGGUCUUGUCGCUCAGAAUGUGGCGCAGGGUGUCAAGCGGCUGUGCCGCGUCCUCGUAAUCCAGCACAUCGUCGCCGAAAAUGCGCAUCAAGAUCAGGUCCCGCGGCUGCAGACUGCCGCGGUAGUUGAGCAGCUUCAGCACGCUCAGAUUGCCCACUUUCGAGCAGCAAACCUUGACAAAAUCCAGACCGUCGUCCCGCUUGUCCUGCAACAGGAUCUUUGUCAGCAUCAGGUGCCGGUCGUCGAUGAUCUGGCACGUGUCGAGGAACCACGUGAUCAGGAUCGAGCCGUUGGAGUCGCCAACGAGCUCCCAGAACCACGUCAAAACACACGUAGCAAUGGCGACGAUCGUCUCGCGGCUGACGCUCUCGCUCUCGAGACACGUCCGCACAGCCCGGGCACCGAACCUGUUUUUGGACAGCUCCAGAAACGUGCUGAGCAUUGCCUCCGAGAUGAAAUCGUUGUACGGAACACCAAACUUGAGCACUCCGUGGAUCACGUAGUUGGCGUACUGGUCGUUGAACAGCUGUGUGCAGUACGGCUUGACGGCCUCCGAAACCAUCCACUUCUCUCUGUCUGUAGCUAUGGUGUUGAUGAUUUUCUGUGCCGCCCAGGUGCCGUUCUUGUGCGCACCUGUCUGUGCAAAAUACGGCGUUAGCUUUUUGAUCAUGGAGUCUCUGAUUGGGACAUCGCAGACCUCAAACAGCUUUUGCACAAUGGUAUUGCCCAAGUAGUCGGACGCGAGCUCUGGAAGCUCGUUGUGCAUUGCCAGGGCCAGCUCCUCGAUCUCAAGCUUCGACAAGUGGUUUCCGUCCAGCUGUUUCCUGAUCUCUCUCAGCUUCGGGGUAUCAAAGUGUCUCACAGCAGCAGGCUCUGGCAUUUUUCCCAGGUCGGACUUGCGCACGCUCGGGUAGUUGAGGGCCUUGUUGAUGAUGAUAUUAAGAUGCAAUCUCUCGCUUGGAGUGAGGUUAAUUUUCUGGAGAAGGACGUUCAGCGACGACUGGAAAAUGAAAAACUUGUCGUUCAGGAUCGUCAUUUUUGAGCCUCCGCUUAGCAGCUCGUCCUUCUCGCCAUUAGUUGAUGUGGUUGGCACGUUUACAGGUGACUUUGGCUUGUCUUUAAGCGACAAGAUCUUGGCAAACGAUACUAUGCAGCUCAGCCCCGGAAUCAGCUCUUGGUAGUUCAUCUUGGACUUGCAAGUCAUCGCACUUUCCACGUCGGCGAACUCCGCAAUGGCCACCAGGUCGGCGUUCUCCGUACAUGUCACGAUCCGAACAGAAAUCAUUGGGCCGAACUGGCUGAGCAUUUUGUAAAAGUUCAUGGAGUUGGUGAAAUUUGCGUCGCUGGGGAUGUUGAUGAACAACAGUGUGUUGGUUGGCCCCAGAGAUGGGUUCGUGUGGGUGGAGGUGAUGGAGAUACACGCUUCUGGCAGGUUGUCCUGCAACUUUGGCAUGGGCGAGGGGUGUGGGAAGACGGCGCUUGUAUGGGAACGCCGUCUGACGUCCGGAUCGUCCAAAAUGCCAAACGGAACAGGCGAAAUUAGCUCCUCUUUGAUCGGAGUGUACUGCUGCAGAUACACCUUCUCUGACGGGUUGAACAUGGCAUUGUUGGCCGAGUACGACCGCAAUCUAUUAGUGGAGUUGAUCGGGGGGGUCGUAGGCACCGCACUUGAAACGCUGGCCGAGAGGAUCGAGUCGAGGUCGACGUUGAGCUGCGGGACCUGGAGCGAGGUGUUGUUGGCGUUCGGCUCCUGGGGAACCUGCAAAAACGUCGAGCCGGCGUCCUGCUGGUCAGACCAGAUGCUGCUCUGGAUGGACGACGACCGGAUCCGAGACGGUGCGGGCUGGCUAAGGAAGUUCGGGUCCUCGUACACUGCGUUGAGCCCAGGGCUGAUGCUGACGUUGAGCGAGCCUGUUUCGGGCGGCAUCAGCGGCGUGUUCGCCGCGCUCGCCGACGAUACUUGUCCCGCACUCGACACCAGCUUUGUGGGCAGUGUUCCGCUCCGGUGCCUUGUGCGAAUCCCCACGUUGGAAGCAGAGCUGACAGAACACGAGUUCAUCGGAUCCAGUGCCGGUGUUCCGAGCAGGCCAUGCUCGGACCCCAGGAAGCUGGACAGAUCGAUCGAAGCCGACCGCUGCUGCGCCCCGGCCGUCUUCGGAUCCUGCGGCGGCGUCAGUAGCACAUUAGGGUUUUGUUGGAAGUCUCCAAACAAAGGCAGACCUUGUUGCAUUGGUUCGGUUUAAUCUGUAAGCACGCUGCUUGCUGACAAUUCUAGACGACUAAGGCUGUGUGGACGCUAAUCUAGACAAACUCGUUGGUUUCUAACUAUUCUAUAGGAGACAACAGGAUAGUUUGCU